This is a messenger RNA of Periophthalmus magnuspinnatus, 627 nucleotides long. It is a transcript of the gene pbdc1, whose product is annotated as polysaccharide biosynthesis domain containing 1. The transcript is spliced from 6 exons. NCBI's taxonomy places the organism in Eukaryota, Metazoa, Chordata, Actinopteri, Gobiiformes, Gobiidae. Bases 18 to 515 code for a protein of 165 amino acids. Gene Ontology annotation, cellular component: cytoplasm. The record is from RefSeq and is a predicted model, not a curated record.
AUCUUUGGGAAACAAACAUGGCGUCAGACAGUGCGUUGGCUGCUCUGGGGCCAGAGGGAGCGUCGGCUGCAGCACACGCUCUCUCUCUUCCAGCAGAGGCAUACGGGAAUGACCCACGACUUGAAGCCAUGUGGGCGAUAAAGGCGUCCGACCAUGCAGAAGUUUACUUUAAUCUCAUAUCAUCUGUGGACCCAAAAUUCCUAAAACUUACCAAGGUGGAUGACAAACUCUACACAUUAUUCAGAGAAUCUUUCAAAGAUCUUGAUAUAAAGCUGCUGAAAACAGAAGACCUUAAAUCAGAUGAAGCCAAAGGGAGAUGGCGACCUUUCUGCAAUCAGUUUGAAGGAAUUGUUGAAGAUUUUAACUAUGGCACCCUUCUUCGUUUGGACACUGAGAAAGAGUACACAGAGGAGAACACAAUAUUUGCUACACGAGUGCAGUUUUAUGCUAUAGAGAUCGCCCGCAACAGAGAAGGCCUCAAUGACAAGGUGUUUAAAUCCAAAAGUAACAGAUAAGCUGGAAAUGCAGGUCUUCUUCCCAAUGUAAAAUCAGUCUUUAGACUUCUGUUGAUGACAAAUAUAGGACUGCCUGAUUCUUUUUAUACAGCCUUUUCUUGCAACUUGAUCU